Messenger RNA from Cooperia oncophora, 291 nucleotides. The record is from the annotation of a GenBank genome assembly. Lineage: Eukaryota; Metazoa; Nematoda; Chromadorea; Rhabditida; Trichostrongylidae.
AUGUUCAGAUUGUUAGAUUUCCAAGACUCGUUACUUCAUUUCAAUUUGUUGUACACUGCUCACACUUCCUAUACACGGCUUCCGUUCACUAGACAUAUGUGCGACAAUCUCUGUGACGAGGCAACCAUGAUCCCGAUUCCGCCGCUUCUUCAGGUUCCAAAAAUACUAACUCCGUUUGAAGAAGUAGAAGAAUCAGAACGGGCAGCUCACCAGCAGUUGGAAUCUCUCCUGUUCGAGGCAGAAGUGAUGCUACGCGAAUACGAGCAUUUGAAGCAAGGACUACGUGCCUAA